AUGGAUGACGCUAUGAGCCUUGCUGCUUCCUCUGAUCAGGACUGCGAGAGUGACGAUGGCCUUGCGGUUUCUCCUACUGGGGGCAGUGUCCAUAGCGGAAGUGAUGACGCUAUGAGCCUGGCCAGCUCCUGCGAAACGCACACGGUGAGUCUUCAGAGUAGUUCCCUUGGGGUGGAUGGUGAGUGUCAGCCACCAGACCGCAGGGCCAGCUUCAGGAUGCAUUCCCGCGAAAGCGAGCCCGGCAAACCGCUUGACGAGGGUGUGUUGCAGCGAAGCAUGCGGUGGGCCUGUGUGUUGGUCGAGGCACUGCAAGAGAAGUUCAGUCAUGCAGAGCUACGGUCAAGCUUAUGGUGCAGCAGUCGACAGGUGACGACUCACUGUAGUGGUCUUGGUGCUGCUGAAGUGGCGCUAGAACUGCUGAAAGCCGCGUCCGAAAUCUAUGCCCAGGACCUGUCCCUCAAGCUGACCAUGUCCGCAUCCUGCGACAGCAGCUCUGCUUGUCGAAAGAUUCUCCUGCUCAGGGAUGCUUCCUCACAUGUCUUCGGUGACAUCUUCACUUCGUUCCCUGGGUGGCCCGGCAAGUCGGGCACGAGGACACCGGCUCAGAACUUGGCGAUGUUGGAAGCCCUCUACCAGGGUGACUUGGGCUCGCACUGCUUCAAGCAAGACUUGGAAAUUCAUCUGAAGUCAGGUGAUCGCCACCUGCAGCCGUGCUGUCACUUCAAAGCUGAUGGUGACCUGACUGGCUCGCCUUGCCAACCAUGGUCCCAGCGCGGACUCCGACGCGGACUGUGCGAUGAUCGGUCAGCGGUGACAAUGGCUUGGAUGGUGAGAGUGAGAAAGGAGAGAAGAAAGUGGGUGAUACACGAAAACACGCCUGGUUUCGAUACCAAGUUGCUCGACACCUACUUGGGUGAAGAUUACGAGACUGGGCCUGCGAGUACCGACAUGUAUCACAUGGUGCUCUCGCCCAAGGACUUGGGCGAGAGCACUCGUCGAAGCAGGGUCUACUCCGUGGGGUACCUUCGCUGCGACGUCCAGGUGAAGGUGAACCCCGUGAUGUGUCGAGAACUCGCAGAAUGCUUGAAGGUGAAGAACACGGAGCCUCCCAGUGCCAGGGAUUUGCUGAUAGCCUCGAAGAGUGAGGUUCUGCAAGAAGAGAAUCGUCAUAGGCGGAAACGUGGGCUGGAACCGCUGGCAGCUUGCUCCAGCGACUGGACAUACUUGCUCACCCCUGGUCGACAACGGUCUCUUGCGUUCAGCCUCGACACCUGGAAGAGAGUGAACGUUGGGCAGGACCCCUUCUGCAGGCCUGAUCUGGUUUUUGACGUCAGCCAAAACUCCCUGAGAGGCUACAAUGUGUAUGGUGAUUCGGAGAAUGGGGAGUGCUUGGCACAGGCAGCACACCUUCAGCAUGUCGAUGCAGGGGACGGCAGAGAUCGCAAAGCGGUGAAGCAAACGGCGAGGGGUGCCACAUGUGAGAAAAAUCAAGUGCCGGAGCACGG
Molecule: messenger RNA, 1505 nt
Organism: Symbiodinium sp. CCMP2592
Lineage: Eukaryota; Dinophyceae; Suessiales; Symbiodiniaceae
Source: the annotation of a GenBank genome assembly